AGGUUUGGCAGAGUGAUGAAUUAAGUAAAUUCGAUGAAAGUUUCUUCCUUUUGGCUUAAAAAGACAAAACUAACUUUUUUUUGUUUAUCGUUGGUUUGAACUAGUCCUUGUGGUUCUCUGUUUUGAAUUUUAAUUGAGAGAAUCAUCUCCAAUGUAUGUAUGCCUCUCUUUUGGUUAUAGUUUGGUUCGAAUGGAGAAGCUUGAAUCACGGGGAAGAUAGUCUAUGUUUAUGGAAAGUCCGUGUAUUUCGAAUGGGACCCCCCUUGUUUUUUUCUUGGAUGAUGAUCCUCUCUUCUCUUUAUCCUCCUUUUGGUUUCUUUAACAUAUCAUUUUUUAAUUUAGCUUUUGAAGCUUAUGGUUCAUCAAGUUAUAUGCUCUUCUCAAGAGUAGUAAGGGGUGUGUGUUUUAUGCAUGGAUGGACUCAAGGGUAAAAGAACAGCCGCACCAGUUAUGCCCCCCAGGAGAGCCAGUGGCCUUGUUCUCCAUGAGAAUACGAAGAAGAAAGAUGACAAGACUGUCCCUACCUGCAGCCGUGUUAGCUGCAGUUCCAGGAUAAGCUCCAACAAGGGUCUCUCCAUUGAUCACAAACCAAAAUCCACGCUUAGAUCUCCUUCAAACGGAAAGGAAACCGUUGGGAGUUCGUCGUCUAGAACUACGAGUGGAUUAACAAAUACCUCCAAAGUUACUACCAGGAGACAGCUCUCUUCUCUUUUGGACACUGAUUCUUCAGAGAGUAGUAGUAGCAGUGUUCAUGAGCGACGUGGGAAGACCAAAGAGAGCAGUAUCACCAGACAAGUUGUGACAGAGGCGGGAAGCUCAAGCAGAGGUAGUAGUACUAGUGUGAACAGGAAUGGAUUAAGAGACUUGAGGAGCAGUGUUCUUCCUUCAAGUCCAAACCCAACGAGAAAGAUCAACACUUUUAGAAAGAAACCCUCUGAUGGAGAGAGCAGCUCUUCAAGCAGAGGGAAUAAUAAUAAUAAGCCAGAGGUGAAGAACAACCAGAGUUCCCUUCCUCAUGGCAUCAUCACCAUGUCUGAGUCUAGGAGGAACAGAAACUCGCCUAGUGUUAGGGACAACAACAGCGUUGUUUCGAGUAGUAGUACUAGGAGAUCAUCAACUGGUAGAACAACAGGGCGUGCUUCUGGAGCGGUUGCGAAUUUACAAGCGCCGCCACAGCCUGGAACAAGAGCUGGUCUCAUCAAUCCCUCUAGAUCUAAUGCAGAAGUUUCUCGUAGUCCUUUGCAUAGUUACAGUAGGCCGAUCAGUAGUAACAACGGCAGGCUACGCAGCCUGAUGAUGAUGCCUGGUGGUAGCCCCUCAGAAGCUCGCCUUGGUUUCAGACGUUAUGACGUUAAUGGAGUUGCAGAGGUGUUGUUGGCUCUCGAACGGAUGGAACAAGACGAAGAGCUUACAUACGAGCAAUUGGCUGUUUUAGAGACCAAUCUGUUCUUGAAUGGCUUCCACGAUCAGCAUAGAGAUAUGAGGCUUGACAUCGAUAACAUGUCCUACGAGGAGCUAUUAGCACUGGAGGAGAAGAUGGGCACAGUGAGCACUGCUCUAAGCGAGGAAGCUCUCCUUAAAAGCCUGAAGUUAAGCACUUUUAAUCACCCAACAGAAAAAUCUGGUGGAGUUUGCCUGAAGAAAGAUGAUGAUGUCAAAUGUAGUAUAUGCCAGGAAGAAUAUGUUGAUGGAGAUGAAGUAGGGACUUUGCCUUGCCAACAUAUGUACCAUGUGAGCUGUGCGCAACAGUGGCUUCGAAUGAAGAAUUGGUGUCCUAUCUGCAAAACGUCUGCAGAAUCUCAGCCACAGCCAUUUUCAUAAUGAUGGAGACUGCAGAGACAUCAUCAAAGUGCUCGUCUCUAGUUCUGCCAUCCUGUUCUAUUUUCUCUGUACAUAAAAAUGUUUUUCUUUUCUUUUACUUAUACACAAUUGGGAACAAAUAGAAAAUAAGAAUCAGGUGGAUACAGUCCUCUUUCACCUGUAUAAAGAUUUAACAAUUCAGUUGAAAAUUCAAACCUCCAAUAGUUGGUUUAGUUCAACAUAUAUAUAUACUGUUUUUCCA
Molecule: messenger RNA, 2062 nt
Organism: Brassica oleracea var. oleracea
Lineage: Eukaryota; Viridiplantae; Streptophyta; Magnoliopsida; Brassicales; Brassicaceae
Product: probable E3 ubiquitin-protein ligase HIP1
Exons: 5
Coding region: 412-1821 (469 amino acids)
Molecular function (GO): ubiquitin protein ligase activity
Source: RefSeq, a predicted model, not a curated record